This is a messenger RNA of Emiliania huxleyi CCMP1516, 1089 nucleotides long. RefSeq lists its product as hypothetical. The coding region runs from base 1 to 1089 and encodes 362 amino acids. The transcript is spliced from 2 exons. NCBI's taxonomy places the organism in Eukaryota, Haptophyta, Isochrysidales, Noelaerhabdaceae. The record is from RefSeq and is a predicted model, not a curated record. Gene Ontology annotation, biological process: mannosyl-inositol phosphorylceramide biosynthetic process. Gene Ontology annotation, molecular function: mannosyltransferase activity.
AUGAAUGUGCCGCCGAGGAAGACCUACAUCUUACAGGCCACCAUAAGGGUCGACCAGUGGCCAAACCCGGUGGUCUAUAGGUCGGCACCGACCAACGCAAGCCACCCGGCGCACGCGCGGACGAACAAGCUACUGCCAACCUCGUGGACCACCACACUCUUCACACACGACCAACUCGACGCCUACUUUGAAAACCACCACAACCAAAGGCUCCGAAAGUGCUACGCCUCGCUCAGGCCGUGGGCGUACCGCGCCGACCUCUUCCGCCUCGCCAUACUGCACGACCGCGGAGGAAUCUGGAUGGACUUCACGACCGAGCUGCUCCGACCGCUAGACGUGCUGCUGCCCUCCGGCGCGAGCCUCGGCCUCGUGCGCGAGCGGCCUGGCUUUGGGAUGGACUACGGCGUCUUCAACGCCUUCCUGGCGGUACGAGAGCCGCGCCACCCAUUCUUCGCCGCCGCGCUGGAAAGAAGCGUCACCGUCUGCCUCGCGCGGGACUACGGCUCGACACCGUGGUCUAUCACGGGGCCCGAGCUGCUUGGGCGCGUGGCGCGUGACGCGCCGCGGCUUGUGCGCGAUGUGACCUGGCUACGGCACGCUCCCGAGGGCGGCGCCAUUGAGACGACCGGCGAGCGCGGCCACAAGCGCGUCGCCAUCACCAAGCACUCUGACAUUCGGCGCUUCAUCCCGCUCUCGAAUGCGUACAUUGGCAUGUGGAAGUCGCGCACCGUCUUCCGGCACUCCAAGCCUGAUCCUGCGGUGAGCACUGGAGGGCUAUGCGGCUCGCUCCGACUUGCGCUGUCGAGCGGUCGAGCGCUUCGGGUUGGACCCGCGGGGGGGCCCGAGCUGCUUGGGCGCGUGGCGCGUGACGCGCCGCGGCUUGUGCGCGAUGUGACCUGGCUACGGCACGCUCCCGAGGGCGGCGCCAUUGAGACGACCGGCGAGCGCGGCCACAAGCGCGUCGCCAUCACCAAGCACUCUGACAUUCGGCGCUUCAUCCCGCUCUCGAAUGCGUACAUUGGCAUGUGGAAGUCGCGCACCGUCUUCCGGCACUCCAAGUCCAAGGGGGGGCUCGGGAUACGGAGUUGA